Vigna unguiculata (cowpea) is the source of this 943-nucleotide messenger RNA. RefSeq lists its product as uncharacterized. Lineage: Eukaryota; Viridiplantae; Streptophyta; Magnoliopsida; Fabales; Fabaceae. The record is from RefSeq and is a predicted model, not a curated record.
AAUAAAUGGAAAAAUAAAAGCAAGAUAUAAUGUUUAGUAAAAGGAGAAAGAGAAGAAGGGAAUGCGUACGCAUGAGGGAACAACGAAAGAGGGAAAAGAAAAGGGAGCAGUGACGCCGCUGAACCAGAGACCCGACGGAGCUGCGACGCGAAGUGAUCGGAACUGCGACGUGGACGAGCGGAGCUACGGCGUCGAAGUGAGGUGUUGUGUGAGGGAUUGCAACGGACUCAGAAGCCAGACAGGCAUGGAAUAUGAUAAUCUUAAAACUCAGCUGAAAGAGUGCAGUGAUCGUAUAAAUGCUCUUCAAAGGAGAUUGGAAGGUCAUGACUUGUCCAUGAAUGUGCAGAUGAAGGUCUUUGAAGAGAGGAUUGAAUCCAUUUAUGCUCAGUAUUUCAAAGUCAUAGAAGCUUUGAAGGAAAAAAAUGAUGAUAUGUUAAAAGAGACUGGAGCAAUGAAGGAGCUGGAUAGGGAAAGGAAGGAAUUGAAGGAAAAGAAGGAAGAAUUAUUAAAGUUGGAGGCUAUGAUGAAGGCGGACAAAGAAGUGCUGGUGGGGGAAAUAAAUGAGCGGUUAUCAAAGCUCAAAGAUUACAUGACGACAUCAGAGAAGGAUACUGCAGCUAUGAUUGCAAAUUUAACUGAAAAGCUUAGUAAGGUUGUAAAGCCUAGUUAAUAAUGCAGUUUUCAAUUUUAAGUGGAGCAGAGGAGGGCUGAGGCUGGAUAUGGUGGAGUGGUGAAGUAGUCUUUGAUUUUGUAAGGUUUUUUUUUGUGUGAAUAUGAUACAAUACGGGUUAACAAGAAAAUAAGCCUACAAGAAACCUCAGUGGCUGAAAAUCUUUACUUUAAAAUGAUUACGGGUUGUUCAGUUUUUUUGAACAAUGAUUACGAGUUGUUUAAUUUUUUUUAACCAUGAGAUAGUCCAAUAAAUAGUUUCUCUGUAUCACCA